Rotaria sordida is the source of this 1911-nucleotide messenger RNA. The record is from the annotation of a GenBank genome assembly. Lineage: Eukaryota; Metazoa; Rotifera; Eurotatoria; Philodinida; Philodinidae.
AUGUCUCUAAUUCCAAAUUCUUGGUAUUGGAAACAAUUAAAAUUAUCAUUAACAUGUUUUUUAUGCUGUUUGCCGAUUUUUCUUUUCUUUUUAAUUCGUUUUUAUCUUGCUUUAAUAAUAUUUAUUUUAUGGUCAAUAAUAAUUAUCAAAAAUGCUUAUUUUAAUCCACUAAGUCUUAAUAUACUCUAUGCAAGAUUUUUCUUCGAAUAUUUACUUGACAGUCCUGAUCUUUUAUCUCAACUUCGACCACUUGGUUUGGAUUUAUUUAAUACACAAUUACAUGAUUAUUCAAUAUCAUUUCAUGAAUAUGAGAAAAAAAAAUUGCAAAAGGAAUUAACUUAUCUUCAUUCAUUUAAAAAUAAAAAAAUUUCAUCUGAUCAAAGAGAAUCAUAUGAUGUUAUGGAAUAUUUUUUGAAUAUGAAUUUAAGAAGAGAACUUAGUGAUGAAUUUGAUUAUCAUAAUUAUUUAAUAAAUCAAAUGAUGGGUCCUCAAUUUGAUAUAAUAUCAUUUAUAACAAAAUUUCAUCGGAUAUUAAAAUUAAGUGAUGCUGAAGCUUAUCUUAUUCGCGUCCAAAGAAUAUCAAAAGCAUUUGAUCAACUUAUUGAUCAACAAUUAGAAAGACGUCAUAGAAAUAUUGAAACACCUCGAUUUGUUCUUCAAAGAGUUAUUGAUGGUCUUGAAGCAUUUCAAAAACAAUUACGAAAUGAACCAAAUAAAAGUCCUUUAAUUAUUGCUCUCAUUGAUAAACUCAAUGAUAAAAUUUGUUCAAACGAAAAACAAAAUGAAUUGAUUAGUAGUUUAUUAAAAAUUAUUAAAAUAAAUAUUAUUCCUGCAUAUGAUCGUUUAUUAAAUAUUCUUCAUGAAGAUUUAUCAAAAGCUAAAACAGAUCAUGGUGUUUGGAAAUUACCAAAUGGUAAUAAAUAUUAUAAAUUAUGUUUAGAAUUUCAUACCACAACAAAUAUGAGUCCAGAUGAAAUUCAUGAUCUUGGAAAAAAACAUGUAGAAAGAAUUCAAAAUGAGAUGAGAAGUAUUUUAAAAGAAAAACAAAUUGAAAGUUGGUAUGAUUUUCGAACAAGUAUCACAAAUUUAGAACAUGAUAUCGAACAAAAAUAUGAAAAUAUUGAAGAAAAUCGAACAAAAAUUCUUAAUGAUUAUCAUCAAAUUAUUGAAGAUAUUGAUAAUGAAAUGGAUAAAUAUUUUUCAUCUGCAUGUCGACCAGCAACAAAAUGUGUUGUUGAACGUAUACCUCAAUUUAAAGAAGCAACAGCAGUAAUAGCCCAUUAUUUUCCAGCAGCACUUGACGGUAAAACACCAGGAACAUUUUUUGUAAAUCUUCGUAAUAUUGAUGAAAUACUUAAAUUUAAAAUGCGUACAUUAGCUUAUCAUGAAGCUGUUCCAGGUCAUCAUUUUCAAAUCAGUGUAGCUCAAUCACUUAAACAUUUACCAUUUUUUCGUCGUAUGGUUCCUUUUACUGCCUACAUGGAAGGAUGGGCAUUAUAUACAGAACAAUUAGCAGCAGAAAAAGGAUUUCAUAAAUCAUGGUAUAGUUAUCUUGGAUAUCUUGAUGCUCAGCUUUUUCGUUCAUGCCGACUUGUUGUUGAUACUGGUAUUCAUUGGAAACAAUGGUCACGUGAACAAGCCAUUGAUUAUAUGAUUGAAAAUACCUGCAUGAAAAAGGAAGAAAUUAUUACAGAAGUUGAACGAUACUUUGUAUAUCCUGGUCAAGCAUGUGCUUAUAUGAUUGGUUGUCAAGUAAUUUUAUCAUUACGAGAAAAAGUACAAAGAGCACUUGGUGAUAAAUUUGAUUUAAAACAAUUCCAUGAUGUGAUUUUAUUGAAUGGAUCAUUGCCAUUGAAUAUGUUGGAGAAUAUAAUUGAUGAAUUUAUUAAAACAAAAACUGAACAUAUGUGA